Messenger RNA from Dioscorea cayenensis subsp. rotundata (Guinea yam), 2713 nucleotides. Its product is annotated as telomere repeat-binding protein 2-like. The record is from RefSeq and is a predicted model, not a curated record. NCBI's taxonomy places the organism in Eukaryota, Viridiplantae, Streptophyta, Magnoliopsida, Dioscoreales, Dioscoreaceae. Gene Ontology annotation, molecular function: protein binding.
UAUAUAGAGAGGAGAGAAAAACCCCGGGGUUUGGCCAUAAAUAGAGAAUUCAAGGAAUGAGAAAAUUAGAAGCGGAGAAGGUGUAGAAGAUCUGAAUUUCGAAUUGAGAUCGAUCGAGAUCUCUUCUCUCUUUCUCUCCAUUCUCUGUUAAUCUCUAUCUUUUUCUUUUUGUUUGUUGUUCCUCUGAUCUUGCGCUCGCCGGAGCUCGCCGGAGUUCAAAACGACCUCUUGCAAAGUGGGAAUUUUGAAGGAUUUAAGCCUGGUUUUGUUGGUUUUGAGAUUGUUCAUGCACUGACUCUUCGCCUCAUCUGCUAAACCAAUUUCAUUCAUUUGUUUCAUCUGGUGAAGAAUUCUGGAUCCGAUGAUUUUUCAGUCCCAGUGAUUGUUGAGUUUGGUAUUGUAUGAUUUGUAAGUUAUGGUGUUCCACAAGAGGUUGGAGUAUGGAUCCACUGGUUGCCAAGUUCCAGUGAUGAUUCGAGUUCCAAAAUCGGCCAGGGGAAAACGUUCAGUCCGAAAAAAGGUUGAAGAUCAGAUGUGCGCAUUUGAUUUGCUUGCCACUGUGGCUGGAGAACUAUUAUCAGAAAAACAAAAUCUUUCAACUCCAAACAAGUUAGUUGAAACAUCUCUCCCUGGUGCACCAAAGGGCAUUGCUAAAGAAGAAAGAAAUACAGAGAAGAAAAUUAAAUCUGAACCUUAUGAUCAGGGAAGCUGCAAUGAGAGCACAUUGGUCUCUGAGGAUUCUGUUGAAUUGCAGAUUAGUUAUCAAUUUGCAGAACAAACACAUUCUCCGAAAGCUACAUUCUCGGGGCCUGCCUCCAUGUGUUUAAAAUCUCAUGAGUUUGAUAAGGAUGGUUGUUCUGGGCAAUCGAGUAUUGAUGGUAACAACAGCAGAAACAGACCUCCUGAAUUGAUUCCUUGGAAAUGUAGUACUGAGGAGCAAUCUCUGGGUCAUUCUGAAUCCUGCGAGGUUGAUGGAGAGCAUGUAAUUAAGACAGUGUCCCCAAAUGGAUCGGCAAAAGACAGGGGAUCCAACAGAAUGCAAUGUCCCAAGGGCAUGCCCAAUGGGGAUCCAAUGGAGAUGGAUGUCAAACCCACUGCAAUUGUCAGCUCAGAUAGUAGUGUUGAGGUACCUCUUUCUUGCAAUUAUGUUGCUCGUGAUGGUACUUUCUCCAAGUCUCGAGUUGGCGUGGAACAUGUUGAUAGGGAUGAAGAAGAUAACUCAUCUGGGUGCACUCAUCCCAGUGUCAUGGCUUCUAAAGCAGCUAGAGUGCAGCGCAUAGGAGACGGCAGGGUAAGGAAGCUUUUGGCGAUGAAGUACUGGAAGGUAGCUUCAGCAGCCUCUAAAGACGGCGAGUUUUGCAACACCAAUGCGGAAAUGAAGCCAUUUUUCCGCAGCAGGAAAUUGUGCUACACACGGCAAAGGUCUCAGAGAACCUCAUUUAAAAGGCGAAAGAUGCACAAUUGCUACCCAAUUUCUGCAUCUGGAGGAAGAAUCAAGGAGGACAGCGUGUCUGUUUCACUUGGAAAUCAUGGCCUCAAGAGGGAAGUGAGCAAUUCAAGUGCAACUUUGCACGGAGGUGACAAACCAUCCUGCCAGAAAGGUGAUUUCCGAGUUCAACUCAGCAUUAAGUCCUUUAAGGUGCCAGAACUUUUCGUUGAAAUUCCAGAAACUGCUACUGUUGGUUCUCUGAAGAGGACUGUUAUGGAGGCGGUGACCGCUAUUCUUGGAGGCGGACUCCGUGUCGGUGUUCUUCUUCAAGGAAAGAAGGUUAGAGAUGACAGCAAGACACUGCUCCAAGCAGGAAUAUCUCAUGAUGAUAAGAUUGAUAAUUUGGGCUUUAUGCUGGAGCCAAACCCCACACAAGCUCCGCCACCUGUUGAAAGCCAAGAACACCCCCAUUUGCUUCUUCCUUGUGAUGUUGUGGAACCAUUGAACAGAAUUCCGCCUUCGGCAGCUGUUACUUCAAACCUGGGUCCAUUUGGUGCAUCUCCGGGACCGCCAUUGACAUCUACGGUGAACUGCCUGGAGAGUGAUCAUGACUCAGUUCAUUCCCCUGCCACUGCAUUAUUACAGGAAAAGACCACAGCAAACUCCAGAGCACUGGUUGCUGUUCCGGCCAUGGAUGUCGAGGCACUAGCAAUCGUCCCUCUGCGCAAGUCAAAGAGGUCUGAGUUAGUUCAACGCCGAAUCAGGAGACCGUUUUCCGUCUCCGAAGUGGAAGCGCUUGUUCAGGCUGUCGAAAAGCUAGGCACUGGAAGAUGGCGAGAUGUCAAACUCAGGGCUUUUGACAAUGCCAAGCAUAGAACAUAUGUUGAUUUGAAGGACAAAUGGAAGACAUUAGUGCACACGGCGAAGAUAUCACCUCAACAACGACGGGGAGAACCCGUUCCGCAAGAACUCCUUGACCGUGUGCUUGCAGCCAAUACUUACUGGUCUCAGCAGCAGGCCAAGCUCCAGGUGAAACCCCCUCCGACUGAGGCCUGCCUUCUUCUCUAACUCCGACUCGAACUAAACCAUUCGACCUGUAUAAAGAUUCAACCGUUUCUUUAAAAAAAAAAAAGAAAAAAAAGAGAGGAAUGCAAGUGUUCUGUAAUAUAUUCACUCUAACUCUCUCCUUGUGAAUUUCUAUCAGGAGAGAGUUUAUUUGGCAAUUGUACAUGAUCCAGGGUAACAGGAAAUAAAGACUGUGUCUCAGCUAACACAAUUCGCCAA